Molecule: messenger RNA, 3899 nt
Organism: Chelonoidis abingdonii (Abingdon island giant tortoise)
Lineage: Eukaryota; Metazoa; Chordata; Testudines; Testudinidae
Source: RefSeq, a predicted model, not a curated record
CAGUGUACAGUUUCAGCAAAUAGCUAGUUGUUGUAAUUUUUUCUUGGUUUUGCAAGUCUAACAGAUCAAUUCAUUUUGAUAUUUUGUGAACUUAUCUUUUGGUUAACCAAUUUUCUUUCCUUUAUCUUGAAUAUGAUGGGAUCUUCGCUAGACAGAGGUAACAGAUGGGGCAGUUGUGUAGCUGGACCUUCAUGUGGCGGUGUUUGUUGUUUUUUGUUUCAUAAUACUGUUGCUAAAUUAAGCUUGCAUUGUUUCUGCUUCUGUGCUUGCAUGAUCAGAUAUGGAUUAACCUCAACUGUAUUUAAUGUUUUUAUAUUAAUUUUCUUUCCCGCUGUAUGUGCGUGUGCGUGCGUGUGUAUUUUCUAAAUGGCUCACCACUAUGAAAUUCAAUAUCCAGCCUCUAACACAGUUCUAUGGAUCCUUUUCAGUCUUUAAAGCUUCAGUGGAUCAGUUACCCAAUGGCUUUCAGCUUAGAAGUGAGAUCGGCUGAUAAAAUACAUGUAGUGUGCUUUUCUAAUCAAAACAUUUCCCGUUAUCUUAAAAGUUGCAUGCAUUCAUGCAGGAAUUUUGACUCUAGUAGUUGUCUUUACCAAACAAAUGCUUGGGUUAUACUAACAUUUUAUCAGGUAACUAAAUUUUUGGGAAACUAUCAUCACGUCAGAUAUUAAAACCAAACUGCUUUAAGCUAUUGUUAAACUAGACAACUAUAAUAGAAAUAAAAUACUUGGGGAUAAAACUCAUUGUGGCUGUCAUUUUAAUUCUGCUGUAAAGAGCCUAGAAUAUAUAGUACCAUUAUUAGCUAGGGAAUUUGGACAACACUAAACAAAAAGCACAUCAUAUGUUGUUUCUAUCUCUGUACUAGACUAAAGAUGCUAAGUUUAUUGGCCAGUUCCAUUUUGUGCUUUACUUGAAACAAAAAACGCUAUUUCUGAUAGAUUUGAAGUCUGGAAAAGGUCCACUGAAUUUGAAUGGUAAUAGGAGGGAUAUGUUCAUUAAAAAAAGCUUGUUGUUGGCAAUGAUAUAAAUGAUACAGAUCCUCUUGGUUAAGUGUUUAAUUGAUUCUUCUUUUUUUUUCUUUCUUUGGGGUGUGUGGCUUGGAUCUGUAAAAUAGAAGUUAUCUCAAGAACGAGAGAAGUUUGCUGAUGAAGACAGUAUAUUUUAUACACUUGGAGAAUGUGGACUCAUCUCUUUCUCUGACUAUAUCUUCCUCACUACAGUUCUCUCCACUCCCCAGAGGAAUUUUGAAAUUGCCUUCAAGAUGUUUGAUUUGAAUGGUGAUGGUGAAGUGGACAUGGAGGAGUUUGAACAGGUCCAGAGCAUUAUUCGCUCCCAAACCAGCAUGGGCAUGCGUCACAGAGAUCGUUCUACUACAGGAAAUACUCUAAAGACUGGCUUCAACUCUGCCCUGACGACAUACUUUUUUGGAUCAGAUCUGAAAGGAAAGCUGACAAUCUCAAACUUCUUAGAGUUCCAGCGCAAACUUCAGCAUGAUGUUCUAAAGCUUGAGUUUGAAAGGCAUGAUCCUGUGAAUAGGCGGAUCACUGAGCGCCAGUUUGGUGGCAUGCUGCUGGCCUAUAGUGGAGUGCAGUCAAAGAAGCUCACUCUCAUGCUGAAGCAACUCAGAAAACAUUUUCAAGAAGGAGAGGGGCUGACGUUUGAGGAGGUGGAAAGCUUUUUUACUUUUCUGAAGAAUAUAAAUGAUGUGGACACAGCUUUGAGCUUUUACCACAUGGCUGGAGCUUCUCUUGAUAAAGUUACCAUGCAGCAGGUAGCGAGGACAGUGGCAAAAGUGGAGCUCUCAGACCAUGUGUGUGAUGUGGUGUUUGCUCUUUUUGAUUGUGACGGGAAUGGAGAGUUGAGUAACAAGGAGUUUGUUGCCAUUAUGAAGCAGCGACUUAUGAGAGGUUUGGAGAAGCCCAAAGACAUGGGAUUUACACGACUCAUGAGGGCAAUGUGGAAAUGCGCACAGGAGACAGCUUGGGACUUCGCUAUGCCCAAACAAUAACUGCAGCAAAUGGAAGAACCUGGUUUACAACAUGUUAUUGGGGCCAUAAAUCUAUCUGUACUGCUCCUGUAAAACAUGCCAUUGUCAAUGCUCUGCAGAUGAACACUCCUCACACAGAAAUCUACUGAAUGAUAACAGACCCAUUGCUACAUUGAAUUAGAAAAAAACCACCCAAAAGACACAGACUGUUAACAACUGGAGUUUUUCCAAACACCAGAACAGAAAUUGGAGCCUAUUGUAUAUUCUACUUUAAUUUUUCCACUGCUGAUGCCUCUUUAAUAUUAAUCUCUCAGGAAAAUUACAAGAAUAAUUAGUUCUGUGUAUUGAAGCCACCAGUUUCAUCUCCAUGGUAUGCUCCAGUGUCCAGCAAAACCAAGAUUUUAUGCAGAAUUGAAUAUGGAUAGCUUCAGACAACAAUCUUGGUCGGAACAGUCCUAUAUGUGUCGAACAGUGGGACAGAAAUGCCUAGCAAAUCUACUAGUAGCAAAUCCUAGUCUUUUGCUCCUGAAUUAUUUUUAGUUUAGAUUUUAAGCAUUAUUUACAAAAAAAAAGUGUGUUUAGAAUGAGUUUUUGAAAGAGAGCUGGGUUUAUAGAAAACAAUAUCAAGCUUUGUUUAUUACAGAAGCUGUCCAUAAGAUUAAGGGCACAGGGGUAUCUUGCAAGCUUGGUGUGAAAUAGGGAUAUGCCUGGUCAACCAGGGGGCUGUCUGAGGUUUAGUUACUGCCUUGGAUAUAAGGAGUUUAAAAUGGCUUAAUUUUUUUCCCACCUUUUUCCUCCCUCAGAAGAACCCUGCCUUGCAUAAGCAACCUAAUGUAUAUGCUCUUUGUAAUUCUCUUUUUAAUAAGGGGCUCCUCCCCCAUGAGACUGUCCUUCUAUAUGGGGUAUUGGCUUUAAGGCUGCUUUUUACUGUAUGCUUGAACACUGUAAAAUAUUACUUUAAUUACACUGGUUCACAACAAAAGCAAAUGCUCAUCUUUCAUCUGUGUUUAUGGGAAGCCUCGUGACUUUAAGUCACAUCUGACUUUUUUGGCAGCAAGUCAACAAAAAUCUGAAUCUCUCUCUGCUGAAAAUGAACUCCUACUAAAUGUAAAAGGAGAAAACAUACAGCAUCAGUUUUAGAGAAGGCUGGAGGAUGGAAUUCUGUGCAUCGUCCGUUCUCACUCACUGGUAAAUGUGCUGCUUGUUUUGUAAGGAUCUGUCGACUGAGGUUUUAUGUGGCCAGUGUUCGGCAAAAAAUCUGAUAACAGUGUACCCUAAAGUACAUUGAUUAGAAAGCUACCUUCCCCCUUUCACCUCCACACUUCAACUCUAAGUCUGACAUUGUUAAAUAUUUAGCCUUCCCUGGCUAAUCUAAUAACUUGUCUAUGUAUGGCAUCAAGUAUGCAUCCAGAUUGGAAAUAGCAUUAUUUAACCCCAUGAAAAUCAAGACAGAAAUGGAUUGUCCCAUCAGGUUUGGGCACCAGUACAACAAGGCUACACCAAUCACUUUGAGACACCUUUGUGAUACCUACUUUGAGCAUCUCUCAAACUUCCCAUGCAAUUGCUUCCUGCAUUUUUUUCUGGGUUGGUACAAGUAUGAUGAGAAAUAGUUUUUCCUGAGGCUGAUGAAAAUCCAUCUUAAAAACAUAUUAGUUCCUGGGCUUGUUAUUCUGUUAAGCUUUCAGAAGAAACCAUUUCAUCCAGUGCCAAAGGCCCUAGAACCUCAGGACCUAGAUUUAGCAUCUUGUCUGGAUUGACAAGGAAACUUUCCCACUCCCACCACGUUUCAACAGGUUCACAUGAAAGAUGUUUUUUCCUUUUAUUUUGUUGAAUUAGUCUUGGGUGCAAAUAAUUUUAGCAAUUUAGCAUGUACAAGUCCAAGUGUUGUCAGAUAAAAAGAUAUAGCUUCUCUCUA